Molecule: messenger RNA, 768 nt
Organism: Orycteropus afer afer
Lineage: Eukaryota; Metazoa; Chordata; Mammalia; Tubulidentata; Orycteropodidae
Gene: LRRC18
Product: leucine rich repeat containing 18
Exons: 1
Coding region: 1-768 (255 amino acids)
Molecular function (GO): protein binding
Source: RefSeq, a predicted model, not a curated record
AUGGCUAAGGGAGGUAAAGUCCCCAAGGGCAAGAAGAUCACACUGAAUGUGGCCAGAAAUUGCAUCAAAAUCACAUUUGAUGGGAGAAAACGCCUUGACUUGAGCAAGAUGGGAAUUACCACCUUUCCCAAGUGUAUUCUGCGUCUCAGUGAUGUGGAUGAGCUCGACCUUAGCCGAAAUAUGAUCAGGAAGAUCCCAGACUCUAUCUCCAAGUUUCAGAACCUGCGUUGGUUGGACCUUCACAGCAACUACAUUGAUAAGCUUCCUGAGUCUAUUGGCCAAAUGACUGGCCUGCUCUACCUUAAUGUCUGCAACAACAAACUGACCACCAAUGGGCUGCCUGUGGAGCUCAACCAGCUCAAGAACAUUCGCACCCUGAAUUUUGGCUUAAACCACCUGGAUAGCGUGCCCACCACACUUGCUGCUCUGAAGGAGCUCCAUGAGGUGGGGCUCUUUGACAACUUGCUGAACAGCAUCCCCAAUAGCAUUGGCAAGCUUCCCAAGCUGAAAAAGCUCAACAUAAAGCGAAAUCCUUUUCCCAAGGAAGAAGAGUCUGAGCUCUUCCUAGAUUCCAUCAAAAGGCUGGAGAAUUUAUAUUUGGUGGAGGAGAAGGAUCUGUGUGGGCCUUGCCUGAAAAAAUGCCAACAAGCCCGUGACAAGCUGUAUAAAAUCAAGAGCAUGGCCACAGCACCACUGAGAAAGCCCCUCUUUUCCAAUUUGGUUUCGCCCAACUCCAUGGCCAAGGAGUCUCAGGAAGACUGGAGGUGA